AUGUAUACAUGCUAUUGAAAGAGUAACAUUUAGUCAGGCACACAAUCAUUUACAGGCCAUUGACUUGAAAUAUUGAAAUAUUUUUCUUAUUUAUGUCAAAUACACAUCUCACUAGGUUUGCAAGGCUUUGUUCAGAAACCCUGAACUGAAACCCCACAUCUUACAUUUUCAAAGGAACAUUGUAUAACAGAAGAAUCGUUUUAUGUAAAUGGUCAGGUGUCUUCCUGUGCAGAUGGUUUUCAGUUCUGCUUUUGGAGGCUAUUUCAGCUUUAUUUUGGGCUUGUGUAUUACCUAACGCUUCCAUCUGCUAUUUGUUCUGCUCUGUGAAGCAUGUCUCCUCUCUCCACCUGCUUUCUCUUCCACUUUUGUCAAUGUUAAGAACUCUUGUUAUGUAAAUAAUUUAAUUUCAAAAACAAUAAUUAUUGUUACUGUCUUUUCCAGUUGGAAAAUAUUUGUUAUACGAUAUAGAUGUAACAUAUCUCUUUAAAGCUCUUUACUAGACAUUUUAAACAUUUCCCAUGCAUUUAACUGAAUGUCAUUCUUAUUUUAACAGAAAAGCGUGUCACUAAGCCAAGUAUUACUCUGCUGAGUAGGCAAGAAGGUGAAAAUAUCCUCUUAGAGUGUCAAGUGAAUGAUUAUUACCCUGACAAACUCGAUGUACAGUGGCUUAAGGAUAACAUCAAGGUCAACAAUUUUACGCUAGAUAAAAAGCUUCAGAAUGCUGAUAAUAAGAAGAAAAGCUUUACUUUAAUAAGUCAGUUAAAUAUCACUGCUCAGAAUCAGGGCAAAAUGUACACUUGUAAUGCCACGCACAACUCUGAGGAAAUCAAACAAAACUAUGAUUUGUGCAAGGAUUUCUCCAAACCUUUGGUGACUGUAAAUAAACCUCAUCUCAGAGAGAUUAUAAAGGCGAGUACAGUCACUGCUUCUUGUGUUGUUGAAGCACCGUACAACACUCAAGUGUCAUGGUUUAAAAAUGGAAGCAAUGUCCCCAAUACAAAACCACCGGUCAAAUCACCUUUGUCCAGCAGAUCACAGAAAAUUGUAAGCAACCAGACUUUCUCCACAGUAGAUUGGUUGGGACAUAAUAUUGUUUGUAAAGCUACACAUCCAUGUUUCAAAGCAGAGGAACCUGUGAUUAAAACUGUUAAUAUAGAGAAAGAUCCUGUUGUGGUGAUCAGGAGGUCUUUCAGAGGAGGCAGUGCUGUACUGGAGUGUGUUGUACGAGAUCUUCCCUCUGGUGAAGUCUGCAUCACCUUCCAGUCAGGUGUUGUUGAUUUCUCACAAGUCAGUUGUGCAGAUGUAGCUUCUUCUGAAAACAAUCAGUCCCUGACCACAGACUUUACAAUACCCAAAAAGCACCAAAAGGAAGGCACAACAUUUACCUGUAAAGUUCACAGUUCUUCCAAACAAUGGACAUCAAAACCUAUAGGAAACAUUUUUGAUAAUCCUACUAUUGAGCUCUCAGUUGUUCCUAGUGUUGGUCAAUCGAGUUUGAAUUAUCAGAAACUGAUUUGUUCUGGGACAGGAUUUGACCCAAAGAUCAAAUGGCUUUCAAAUUUUAACGUGACAACUGACACAGCUGUAGAUGUCACGAUAGGUGAAGAUGGACGUUUGAAAGUGUACAGUGAGAUGUUGGUGCCACAACAAGACUGGAAUCAAGGGGUGAUAUUUACAUGUGAAAUUACUGAUCAGCACAAUGCUAUUAACAAAAGCAUCAAUAUUUGUUCAGCACAAGAUUCAUCCAAGCCUUUGAUAAAAGUAAAGAAACCCCAUCUCAGAGAAAUUAUGAAGGAGAAGACAGUCACAGCUACUUGUUCUGUUGAAGCACCAAACAACACUGAGGUGUCAUGGUUGGUAAAUGGUGUAAGAAGAAGUGCUACCAAAAGAGAAACAUACAAAUCACCUUUGUCCAGCAGAUCACAGAUUAUUAAGAGCAUCCAGACUUUCUCCAGAGAAGAUUGGUUGGGGUUUAAAACAAUUGUUUGUACAGCUACACAUCCAUGUUUCAAAGUAGAGGAACCUGUGAUUGAACCUGUUAAAAUACAGAAAGAUCCUGAUGUGGUGAUCAGGAGGUCUUUCACAGGAGGCAGUGCUGUACUGGAGUGUGUUGUACGAGAUCUUCCCUCUGGUGAAGUCUGCAUCACCUUCCAGUCAGGUGGUGCUGAUAUCUCACAAAUCAGUUGUGCAGAUGUGCCUUCUUCUGAAAACAAUCGGUCCCUGACCACAGACUUUACAAUACCCAGUGAUCACCAAAAGGAAGGCAAAACAUUUACCUGUAAAGUUCACAGUUCUUCCAAACAAUGGACAUCAAACCCUACAGGAAACAUUUUUGAUAAUCCUACUAUUGAGCUCUCAGUUGUUCCCAGUGUUGGUGAAUCGAGUUUGAAUUCUCAGAAACUGGUUUGUUCUGGGACAGGAUUUGACCCAAAGAUCAAAUGGCUUUCAAAUGUUAACUUGACAACUGACACAGCUGUAGAUGUCACGAUAGGUGAAGAUGGACGUUUGAAAGUGUACAGUGAGAUGUUGGUGCCACAACAAGAUUGGAAUCAAGGGGUGAUAUUUACAUGUGAAAUUACUGAUCAGCACAAUGCUAUUAACAAAAGCAUCAAUAUUUGUUCAGCACAAGAUUCAUCCAAGCCUUUGAUAAAAGUAAAGAAACCCCAUCUCAGAGAAAUUAUGAAGGAGAAGACAGUCACAGCUACUUGUUCUGUUGAAGCACCAAACAACACUGAGGUGUCAUGGUUGGUAAAUGGUGUAAGAAGAAGUGCUACCAAAAGAGAAACAUACAAAUCACCUUUGUCCAGCAGAUCACAGAUUAUUAAGAGCAUCCAGACUUUCUCCAGAGAAGAUUGGUUGGGGUUUAAAACAAUUGUUUGUACAGCUACACAUCCAUGUUUCAAAGUAGAGGAACCUGUGAUUAAACCUGUUAAUAUACAGAAAGAUCCUGUUGUGGUGAUCAGGAGGUCUUUCACAGGAGGCAGUGCUGUACUGGAGUGUGUUGUACGAGAUCUUCCCUCUGGUGAAGUCUGCAUCACCUUCCAGUCAGAUGGUGCUGAUAUCUCACAAGUCAGUUGUGCAGAUGUGGCUUCUUCUGAAAACAAUCAGUCCCUGACCACAGACUUUACAAUACCCAAAAAGCACCAAAGUAAAGGCAAAACAUUUACCUGUAAAGUUCACAGUUCUUCCAAACAAUGGACAUCAAAACCUAUAGGAAACAUUUUUGAUAAUCCUACUAUUGAGCUCUCGGUUGUUCCCGGUGUUGGUGAAUCGAGUUUGAAUUCUCAGAAACUGGUUUGUUCUGGGACAGGAUUUGACCCAAAGAUCAAAUGGCUUUUAAAUUCUAACGUGAAAUCUGGCGUAGCUGUAGAUGUCACGAUAGGUGAAGAUGGACGUUUGAAAGUGUACAGUGAGAUGUUGGUGCCACAACAAGACUGGAAUCAAGGGGUGAUAUGUGAAAUUACUGAUCAGCACAAUAAUAUUAACAAAAGCAUCAAUAUUUGUUCAGAUUUAUCCAAGCCUUUGGUGACGGUAAAGAAACCCCAUCUCAGAGACAUUAUAAAGGAGAGUACAGUCACUGCUUCUUGUGUUGUUGAAGCACCAUACAACACUCAAGUGUCAUGGUUUAAAAAUGGAAGCAGUGUCCCCAAUACAAAACCACCGGUCAAAUCACCUUUGUCCAGCAGAUCACAGAAAAUUGUGAGCAACCAGACUUUCUCCACAGUAGAUUGGUUGAGAGAUAAUAUUGUUUGUAAAGCUACACAUCCAUGUUUCAAAGUAGAGGAACCUGUGAUUAAAACUGUUAAUAUACAGAAAGAUCCUGUUGUGGUGAUCAGGAGGUCUUUCACAGGAGGCAGUGCUGUACUGGAGUGUGUUGUACGAGAUCUUCCCUCUGGUGAAGUCUGCAUCACCUUCCAGUCAGGUGGUGCUGAUAUCUCACAAAUCAGUUGUGCAGAUGUGGCUUCUUCUGAAAACAAUCGGUCCCUGACCACAGACUUUACAAUACCCAGUGAGCACCAAAAGGAAGGCACAACAUUUACCUGUAAAGUUCAAAGUCCUUCCAAACAAUGGUCAUCAAAACCUACAGGAAACAUUUUUGAUAAUCCUACUAUUGAGCUCUCAGUUGUUCCCAGUGUUGGUGAAUUAAGUUUGAAUUCUGAGAAACUUGUUUGUUCUGGGACAGGUUUUCACCCACAGAUUAGAUGGCUUUCAAAUUUUAACGUGACAUCUGACACAGCUGUAGAUGUCACGAUAGGUGAAGAUGGACGUUUGAAAGUGUACAGUGAGAUGUUGGUGCCACAACAAGACUGGAAUCAAGGGGUGAUAUUUACAUGUGAAAUUACUGAUCAGCACAAUGCUAUUAACAAAAGCAUCAAUAUUUGUUCAGUAGCUGACCGGAGCAGUCAGAUGGCAGAUGUCUAUUUACUAGGUCCCUCCCUCAGUGAUGUGAGAUCUAUGACUGACAUUUCUUUGACCUGCUUGGUUAUUGGUCAUCGUAUCAAGGAUUUCACAAUCCAGUGGAAAAUCGAUGGACAUAGUUCAAAUAGGAAGCCUUUUUUACAACAGCCUCAAGAUCAUGCCAACGGGACUCAAAGCAUGCAGAGUAUUUUGAAGGUCCCGGUUAGCAGAUGGCAUGCUUAUAGUGUGUUCACAUGUGAAGCUAAACCUGUUUGCUCUGAAGUCACACAGGGAAAGAACAUCUCAAAAACCAGAAACCCUAAAGAACCUACUGUGAGGAUCCUCAAACCCUCUGACAGUGAUCUCUCUGGGUCUCAAGAUGCCAGUCUUCUUUGCUCGAUUACUGGUUUCUUCCCAUCUGAAAUCUAUGUGCAAUGGCAACUGAAUGGCACGCAGUUGGAUGAGUCUCGCUUUACUAACAGUCCUGUGGUUGCUCAUACUGCAGCUGGAGAUUAUUCAAUAUACAGUGCCUUAAUACUGUCUGCUUCACAGUGGAUGGAGGGCGUGUACUCAUGUGUUGUUUCUCAUGAGUCAUCUAAAAAUCCAAUUACUGCUAGUUUGGAGGACUUGUAUGCUUCGUUGAUGCCCUCUGCUCCAUCUGCAAAGCUGCUGCAGGGUUCAAAUGAGCUGGUGUGUCUGGCAUAUGGUUUCAGUCCAUCUGAAAUCAGCAUCACCUGGCUGCUGGGCUUGAAUGAGCUGUCUAAUCAAAGUGUCCUGGUUACCGAUCCUACAAAAGGUCCUGAUGGAAAAUUUACCAUCCAAAGUUACCUGCAUUUAUUGCCUGCUGAAUGGGCACCUGGAGAGGUGUACAGAUGCAGGGUAACUCAUAUUACUGGUACCCAAUUGCUUAACAUCUCCAAACCAGAAAUAUUGGAAGAGGGUAUUUAUAUGAAUGAAAACAAGGAUGAAUCUAUUACACAGGAAUCUUUAGAGGAAGCCUGGAAAAUGGCCUGUGCCUUUCUCGUUCUUUUUCUCUUUUCUCUCUUCUAUGGAUGCACAGUGACUAUGGUCAGAGUGAAGACUGCAUGAGCAAUUUCUUGUUUUUUUUUAGAUUAUUUGAUUACAGAUGUUUUGAAUGCAUCUUGAUUUGUGAAUAUUGAUUUCUUAAGCAUUGCAAAGAUUAUGUACAGUAAUAACAUAAAUGACAAAAUGUUAAAAUAAUAAAAUGCUUUCAAAUAAAACAACAAAAGAAUGUUUUAAUUCCAAAUAAAAGCCAAAUCGCCCUCCUGUAAUCAUUUCUAAAAUAGUUUAUUCCCACACAAAAAAUGUAGUAGUAGCAUCUAGGAAUCUAGUCCUAGCAUUUAGGAAUUCCCUUACAGUUAACCACUGAUUUACUACAGUAAAACAUGGUAUAACCAUGGUUUCUAUGUGGGUUGCACUCUAAAAAAAUGCUGGGUUAUUUUCAUUUUCUACUUAUGCACAAUAAGAAUGAUUCUUUAUUAAAAAUUGAGGUUUUGGAGCAUGUUAGACCUUUGGAUAGACAUUUUGGAUCCACCAGUUGUAUGCGCUUCGUUAUCCAGGUCUAAAUAGGACAUAAAGUUUAAGUGUUUUUUAUGAUGAGUUCUAUGUUCUUUUGAUGACUAUGCUUUUUACCUUUUGUUUUUUGUUUAUUAUUUCAUAUUUGUUACUUAUUUUAUUUUCUUUUUCAGAUUACUCAUAUUUUUGCUUUAUUGGAUAUUUUUAUUUCUUGAUGUGAUUUGUUUAUGUGUUUGGUUUCCCAAUCUUUUACACCUGAUUACCUUAUUAGGUCAAAUUGAUUGUUUCAAACAUGAUUAGUUUAUUGAAUGUUUUCUAACGAGGUGUGUUGUUUUGCCCUGAAGAAGACCACUUGUUGGUUGAAACAUGUUGGCUUUCCGAUUUUACUGCUUCAUAACCCAGAAAAUGUUUAUAUUUUACCUAACAAUCCCAGUAGGCAUGACCGACCUUAAACUUUGAAUGCAUUGAAAUAUGGUUGAAAUAAUGUCAGUUCUUGUUUCAACGUUGAAACAAUGUUGACACAACAGUUAAUGCUAAACGGUUGCAAAAGGUUAAUAAAAUGCUUAAAAAUCAUGGUUGAAAUUGGGUUGAAGCAAUGUCAGAUGUUUGUUCAACGUUGAUUCAAUCUGCAAAAUCAAAAGGUAAUUCAAUGUAGAUUCAGCCUUGUUCUUGAUGUUGACAGUGAAUCAACGUUAAAAGGCCAGCUGAGAUGGGUUUAAACAACUAAGGUUUUUGGGUUGAAACAACUCACCAUAGGUUAGAUAAAAAUCCAGUGGGUGGUCUUGUCUCUUUUUGACCCAACGCUGGGUUGACAUAACCCGGCAUUUUUACAGUGUGGAAGAAUGUGUUUGAUGCCUGUUUUCUCACAAAAAAGUGUGUAUUUUUCUUCUUUAGAUUUAGAAAUAUUUGCAGAUAAGUAUUAUAGACACAAGGGUGGGGUUGUGUCUAAUUUGUUCAUUCACACAGCAUAAUCCAUUCCAGACUAAUUGCAGGGAUGCAGUAUGCCUUUCCGCACAGUAGAUGGCUGUAAGUGUCCUUGAAAUUAAUGACAACUCUCCAGAGAAAAAGACUUUUAGUUGUGGAAAUGUAAGGCUAUGAGCUGCUUUCAUCUUCUCUAAUUCACUGCAUGUACAUUUAUUUCUUUGAGAAUUUAAUUCAAUAUUUAUUCUUCUUAAAACUGAGAUUAAGAUACGAUGACGGUUGCUGUACAAGCUGAUUUAAACAGCACCUAUUGUCCUAUUCAUGGUUUUAAACAUCCUGUGGUGUGUAAUUGUGUAUUAGUACAUGUUAACGAUAUGCAAAAGGUACAUACCCCAAAGUAAACAAUGACACGUUUAUCAUCUCCAAUGUAAGAGCCAUAAUCCAUAUUGAAAAUUUAUUAUUUUCAUAUUUUUUAUUAUGUAAUUUUAGUACAAUGAGGUUGUUAAUAAGUCGGUUCCUGUUGUGUGUAUUAUAUUUAUCUGGUUUAUAUUUUUCCUACAGCGCAUGUGCAGUGACGUCAUUUUUUGGUAGUUCACUUAAAGAGUUGUCGACGCACAGGCUAUACGUGCUCAUAAUUAGUGGAAGAACACAAGCUUUUGACCGUCUCACUAUCAUCUCAUUAUUUUGUAAUAUAGCAUAUUUAAGUUUAUCAAUCUCUUCAAAUAAGUUGUUGAGAAAACAUUGUUGGUUUAUGCUGUAUUUGCAAAUGUGAGUGUUUAUUGAAAUUUGGAAGAAGAAUAAAUCACUGUAAAGGAAUAA
Molecule: messenger RNA, 7674 nt
Organism: Misgurnus anguillicaudatus (oriental weatherfish)
Lineage: Eukaryota; Metazoa; Chordata; Actinopteri; Cypriniformes; Cobitidae
Source: RefSeq, a predicted model, not a curated record